Molecule: messenger RNA, 489 nt
Organism: Benincasa hispida (wax gourd)
Lineage: Eukaryota; Viridiplantae; Streptophyta; Magnoliopsida; Cucurbitales; Cucurbitaceae
Product: putative E3 ubiquitin-protein ligase ATL44
Biological process (GO): protein ubiquitination
Source: RefSeq, a predicted model, not a curated record
AUGCCUCCACCGCCUCCACAACCGGCGGAGUUAUCCGUUGACGUUCUCUCAACUCUAGAUCUCGACUUUCUAAAUUUCGCAGGACUGUCCGCUCUGGCGUUGAUGAUCGUCUACUUCAUUUUCACCUGUUACGAACGCAAAUACUGGAAUCGAAACGGAGAUAUCGAAGGCGGAAGGCCGCCGUCGUCGGGGACGGUGGCUGAACCUCUGGCUUCAGAGGCAGGGGAUUCUUCUUCAAGAAGACGGGCGUCGACGGCGGUGAUUUCGACGAAGCUGUUUCAGUACGGAGAGGGAGGAUUGAUGGGGAAAAAUGCGGAUUGUUCGAUUUGUUUGGAUGAAUUUUCAGAAGGUGAGAUUUGUCGAAUGCUUCCGAAAUGCAAACACGUUUUUCAUCGAUUUUGCAUCGAUCAAUGGCUUCCUAAUGAACGACAUUGUCCUGUUUGUCGUUCCCCUGUUCACGUUCGUAUCGUUUAUUCAAAUCCCUCUUGA